Messenger RNA from Brassica napus (rape), 1131 nucleotides. RefSeq lists its product as uncharacterized. The transcript has 2 exons. Lineage: Eukaryota; Viridiplantae; Streptophyta; Magnoliopsida; Brassicales; Brassicaceae. Bases 1 to 1131 code for a protein of 376 amino acids. The record is from RefSeq and is a predicted model, not a curated record.
AUGACUAUCUUAGCCGACGGGGAGGUGAUAUCUGAAGAGGAGGACGCCGGCCAAGAGUCUGAUGAGGAAGGCGUGGAGUACCCUGUCCGUGGAGAGCUAUUAGUCACCAGGAGACUUCUCAAUGCUCAACCUAAAACCAAAGAAGAUGAGCAAAGGGAAAACUUGUUUCACACCAGAUGCUUGAUUCAAGAAAAGGUUUGUAGCUUGAUCAUUGAUGGAGGAAGUUGUACUAAUGUAGCAAGUGCUGAGUUGGUGGAGAAGUUGGGUCUUCAAGUGUUCAAGCAUCCUAAGCCAUAUCUGUUGCAAUGGAUCAAUGAUGAGGGAGGAUUAAAGAUCACCAAGCAAGUGAAGGUAUUGCUAUCAGUGGGAAAGUACCAGGAUGAGAUCACUUGUGAUGUAGCACCCCUGGAAGCUAGCCACAUCCUUCUUGGACGUCCAUGGCAGUAUGAUAAGAGAUCAGUACAUGAUGGCUUUACCAACAGAUACACUUUUAUCCAUAAGGAGAAACAAGUUACCCUGGCGCCAAUGACCCCUCAGGAGGUACACCAGGAUCAGAUGCAUCUCAAAAUGAAGAGAGGAGAGUCCAAGGCCGCCAGCAAGUCCUUGCUUCUUGAAGAGACCAGCCAGGUAAGUAAACUCAACCUCUUUGCUACUGCUAAAGAUAUCAAAACUGCUGUGAUUGAACAAUCAAAUUUGAUACUAGUAGUUUACAAAGAAUUGUUGAGCUCUACUACUAACCCUGCUCCUGAGAUUCCAGAGGAGAUUGAGUGUCUUUUGCAGGAGUAUAGAGAUGUGUUCCCAGAGGACAAUCCCAUAGGUCUGCCGCCUAUUAGGGGAAUAGAGCACCAGAUUGACUUUGUACCAGGAGCUACUUUACCAAACCGUCCAGCAUACAGGACCAACCCUGUGGAGACUAAGGAGCUUCAGAAACAAGUCAAUGAGCUAAUGGAGAAGGGACAUAUCAGGGAGAGUAUGAGUCCUUGUGCUGUACCUGUCCUCUUGGUGCCAAAAAAAGAUGGAAGCUGGAGGAUGUGUGUGGACUGCAGAGCCAUCAACAACAUAACAGUUAAGUACAGACAUCCUAUUCCUCGCUUAGAUGAUAUGCUAGAUGAGUUACAUGCAAGACUAUGA